AUCUGUGUGUUUUGUUAACGAACCGGCCUUAACAUAAUGUUGCUAAUUCAACAACAACAGUUACGAGUCGAACGUUGCCAUUGAGUGAACUUAUAAGCGGAUACAAACAAAAGUAAAAUCGUCGAAAUUCAAACAAAUACAAUUAAUUAAAUAAUUAAUAAAUCAAAUUGAAUCGCAGCGCAGCGCAUACAAAAUAAAGUUUUGCAUAAAUUUCUGUAACGGAAUUUUAACAGUCAAAUAAAUGUAAUACAACAAGAGCGGAUAAAAAACAAUUUGCAUUUUUCAUACUUUUUAGGAUUCUAAUUCUAAAACAAAUUUACGAGAAUUUCUGUGUUUGGUGUUUGUGAGUGUGUGAAUAUUACAGAAUAAAGAAAAAUAAAAAAUAAAAUAACCUACCUAAAAUAUACAUAUUUACUAUUAUACAUACAAGUAUCAGCUUAACAAGAAUUAUUUGAUUAAUUAAUUUAACAAAACCAAAAAAAAAUUGUUGGAAAAUUCUUUAUUAAAACUAGAUUUUAAAAAAGAAAUUACCUUUAACCAAAAAAAGAAAAUAAAAGAAAGAUCUAUUGAAAAUAGAAAGAAAAUAAUUGCAAUCCACAAAUCGAACAAGUUCCAUCCAUACAAGUAUGAUGAUUGUAUGGUAGAAAAAAGAAGAAGAAGAAAAGAAAAUUGUAUCUCCCAGUCUCUUGGAGCAAGUGUCUACAUUUUUAUACAUUCCCUCCCAGCAAUCAUUUAACACGAAACAAGUGAAGUGGAUUUUGUUGAAAUAAUUAAAAUUUCAGAAAUUUAAAAAAUUAAAAAAAAUAAUAAUAAAUUUGAAAUAAUUUGCACUCACGCACAUUGCUGGCAGGAGAAUGUACCCGCGGAAUGCCAAACUAUGAUGAUGCACUGCAGCUGCGUAAAUUUCCACAGAGUUACGUUUCUCUAACCAGUAAAAAUAAGUGAAAUAAAACAAAACUUUUGCUUAUUAUUUUUCAUUUUUUGGCAAGAUACGUGUGCUCAAUCGAAAAUAAUUAUAAAAAUAACAACAAUACAAAUUAGAAAUUAUUCACCUUUUAGUGAAAAUUAAUUGAACGGUGAAAUAACAAGAAAAGAAAAUUCGUACGUGAGCUGGAGCCUUUGCCAACUAAUUAAAAAAAAUAACAAAACGAUUUUCUACUCCAGCAAACAAACAACUAAAAAUUACUUGACUAAACGCUUUGUACAUAAAUUAACAAAAAAUAAAAUAAAAAUAAAUAACUAAAUAAAUUUAUUUAUUUAAAUAACGAAUUAUAAGCAAAACCUAAAGGAAAACAUCGAAAGUAAAAAAUAAUUGAUUUUCUUUCAAGCAAGUGCAGCAACAUGUUCAUUAAUUUAUGUUGCAUGCAGCCGUUUAAAUGUUUUUCAAAAAUAUAGCAAAUCCGUUUCAAUCACACAAGAGCCAAGAAAAAGUUUUGUGAAAUUUUCUAUUAAAUAAAUACAAAUUAAAUCAUCCAGUUAGUCUAAACAGCCAAACAAAAUUCGUAUCAAUAUAUUAUUAGUGUUAAUAAAUUAAAUAAUUUUAAUUAUUAGUUUGAAAUAAUAAAACAAAUAAUUAAAGUCGAAAAUGUAUCGCCCAAAUUUCUAUGAAUCAACAUGUCUGCGUUGUAGUGAAACCGUUUAUCAGGUGGAUCGUGUUGGCCCGCUAAAGGAUUUUACAUUCUUUCAUUCGGGUUGUUUUAAAUGUGUACACUGCGGCACAAAAUUAACACUCAAAACAUACUAUAACAAUCAACAUAAGCAGGAUGAUAAGGAGGUAUAUUGCCAUUCACAUGUACCAAAGAGUGGACCUGGUCAUUUGGAUAACACAUCUGUGGGUAUAAGACAAGCUUUAAAUGCUCCACGUACAAAUAAAUUUGUUAAUGAACAAAUACGUGGUGCACGCUCCGAAGUUGAUGGAAGUUUCGGUUCAAGACAAUCAACACCAAAUGGUUAUGGCAGUCGUGAGGUGAGUUCGCCAUCACAAAACGAUUCCGAUUACAAAUAUGGACGAUUCGAUGCCAGUGCGCUACAUAUUGCACAUGCUCUCAAACAGACUGAAAUACAAAAGGCCUAUAAUAAGGCGAGAGAAAAACCAAUCGAUUUCUAUUUGGCUCGAGAGGAACAGGCACGACUCGAAAUGAAACAUCGCAAAGAGGAAGAUGAACUGUAUCGUCAAUUUGCACGCAAACGUGAGGAAGAAGAUCGCAAAAUACAAUCGGAAUUUCAAACAGAGUGGGAGCGCGAAUUACAAAGGCUGGCGCAUAAAUUUGAAAAGGAAUUGUCUACGUCGCGGCGUAAUCGCGAAGAGCAAAACAUCCUCACGCUGCGGCAUGAGCAACAAAAGGAGGACUUGGAGAAAAAUAUGACCUUAAGGCGUAGCAAAAAGAAGGAGAGUAUAACGCGUAAAAUGUUGGAACACGAACGUUAUGAAACAGCGGCUCUAGUCGAUCGUCAGUCUAGUGAAAUGUUAGAGUUGAUAAGUGCCCGUCGCUCGGAGUACAUGCAAAACGAAAGCAUCUUCUUGGAUGACGAGUUUAGCGAAGGUGUAACGCCCAUGGAAUAUCCAAUGUUAGCACCACUGCCUGCACCGCCAGCCGUUAGUAAAUUCCAAAUUUAUACGGAUCCCAUAGAAUUCGAGGAUGUUGAUCGCAUAGCCAUUUCCGUAGCCCAGGAAGAUCAAAAGACCUUUACCGAUUUGGUGCGACAAUUGGUGGGACGUUGUACCACCGACAUUGAAAAGGCCCGCACAAUAUUCCGCUGGAUAACGGUGAAAAACCUAAAUGCCAUGCAUUUCGAUGAUGAUUUGCGAGGUGACACGCCCAUGGGUCUAUUGCGUGGCAUUAAGUAUGGCACCGAAAGUUAUCAUGUGCUGUUCAAACGUCUUUGCAGUUAUGCGGGCUUGCAUUGUGUGGUCAUAAAGGGUUAUUCCAAGAGUGCCGGUUAUCAGCCGGGUGUUAAAUUCCAAGAUUCACGCUUCCGUAAUUCGUGGAAUGCAGUUUAUGUGGCAGGCGCCUGGCGUUUUGUUCAGUGUAACUGGGGUGCACGUCAUCUGGUCAAUGCUAAGGAGGCGCCCAAAACGGGUAGAGGAAAAAAUGAUAGUCUAAGGUUAUUCCCUAGGUAUGAAUAUGACGACCAUUAUUUCCUAACGGAUCCCCGUGAAUUCAUUUAUGAAUUCUUCCCCCUGCAAGAAGAAUGGCAGCUACUUAAGAGACCUAUUACACUGAGAGAAUUUGAAAAUUUACCAUUUGUGCGGUCAUUAUUCUUCCGUUACGGCUUGCAUUUUGCCGACGAAGGUUAUGGAGCAGUGGUGUUUACGGAUGAUACUGGAGCUGCCACAGUCCGCAUUGCAAUGCCAACUGAUAUGCAAAGUUGCCUGAUCUUCCACUACAAUUUGAAAUUCUAUGACAGUGAUGAGGAUUCUUAUGAUGCCGUUUCACUUAAACGUUUUGUCAUGCAAUCAGUUAUUGGUAAUAUUGUGGCCUUUAGGGUACAUGCACCCUGUUCGGGAGCCUUUCUGCUGGACAUUUUUGCCAAUGCCGUUACGCCUCAGGAGUAUUUGACGGGAGAGCCUAUGAAGUUUAAAUCUGUUUGCAAAUUUAAGAUAUGUUGUGAAGAAUUACAAACAGUUAUGGUACCUCUGCCAGAUUGUGCCAGUGGCGAAUGGGGUCCUACCAAAGCUACAAGACUUUUUGGCUUAAUACCCAUAACACAUCAGGAUCCUUUAAUAUUUGCUGGACGAAGUUUAGAUUUACAAUUCCGUAUGUCUCGUCCAUUAACUGAUUUUAUGGCAACUCUUCAUAAAAACGGCAUUGAAGAGAAAAAACUUUCCAAAUAUGUCACACAUAAUAUAUUGGAUGAUAUUGUUACGUUUAUUAUUAAUUUCCCGGAAGAAGGACAAUAUGGUUUGGAUAUAUACACACGUGAAUUGGGUGCACCACCGCAUCAUAGUCAUCACAAUAACUCCUCUUCAUCUUCUAGUGAAAAACAUUUGCUGACACAUUGUUGUAAAUAUUUAAUUAAUUCAUCGAAACGUAAUUAAUACAAUGAGUCUAUGAGAGAGUGUAGAAAGAGCGAGAGAGAGAGAAAAGUUAUUUGUUUUAUUUUUUUUUUUUGUUUGUUUGCUGUUUUUUAAUACAAAUUGAUUUCUGUUUUUAUUUUCCAUUAAUAUGAUACAUAUUUUGAUAUGAAACUAAAUCUGACAUUUGCAAUGCACUUUACAAGGGAAGCAGUGAUGGUCAGUCAGAUAGCAGUGCUUAAUAGCUAAAUUGUGUAAUGAGAUCAGGGGCCGAAUUACCGCACUCGUGAUCGAAUGAACUAUCGUAUCGAAAAAUAAUUACGAUAUCGUAAUUAUAAGAAAAUGUACUAAAUUUUAUGCUCGAUAUCGAAUGCCGUAAUCUCAAAUAAUAAAAUUACGAUCGAUUUUACUCGAUAUCGAAUACGGUAAUUAGGUCCCAGCUUUUCCUAGCAUGUUUGGUAUAAUUUAUUUAGUUGGGUAGAAUAGUAGACUGUCUUUGGUAGGUUUGAUCUUUAGGGUAAUUUUAAAAGUUUUCUUAAUGUUACAGUUUCUCAUACCCAAGUGAUUAAAUGUUGAAACCACUGAGCCAUGUGAGAUGCAUAUGGCUUCCACAAUCUUUCGCACUUUCAAUCUCCGAUCGGCCAAUACCAUAUCGUGAUUCAAUUGUUUCAGGUCUAGAGAUAUCAACUGUGCGUUCAGAACAACGAAAUUUAGUAAACCACUUUUUUAACAUUGAAAUUGAUGUUGCAAAGUUCCCACAGUAUUUAUCAAGCUCAGCCUUUAUUUGAAUGAUGUUUUUUUCCCCAAAAAAUAGAUUAAUAAGCAGACGAAAUUAACAUUUUUCCAAUUUCUUCUCAAGUCACGAGGUAGUCUGCUAUCAAUGGAUGUCAAAUUCAAACUAAAUGACGCAGCUUGUUAAAAUUUUGACAGGAGUCAACUGGCAGAUGCCUGUUGACAGGAGCACUGUUACCCUUCCAGUCAAGAACCGGAAUAUUCAAAAAGUCGAGGACCCACCCUCGUAUUAUGACUGAUAAUAAAAAUUAUUUUGGACAUUUUGAGUAUUUAAAUGUUUUAUUAGGCAGCCUAAUUAAAUUAUUCGUAUUUAAUGAAAAUAGCGGUUUAAAUUAUUUAAAAAAACAAAAGAUAACCAAAAAAUGUACGGAUUUGAAUGCAUUAAAUCAAAGUUAUCCUUAAAAUAUACUUUAUUUUAAGUCAGGCCAAAAUAAUUCGUUGGCAUCUAGAGGCCAGUAACUAUUACACACAGUCUCGUCCUCUACAUAUCCAUAUUUGACCAGAUUUUUCUGUUCUUCAUGAAAGUGGGCUCCUUCUCCCAUCUUGUCUUAGCAAUGAGAUAAAGUUUUCUUAUACAAUUUGUUGUUUAUUUUCCCCAUCGGCAAAACAUGUGAAAUUUAUGUUCCUAUGAAAUAUCCAUUUCCGUCGAAAGGAAAAUUGUUAUCAUGAUAUUCACAUGAACUUUUCAUUCACAAUAGUUGCGUUUGUUCGUUACAGAUGUUUAUUGUUUACAAAAUUCCAUCUAAAAAUUUCCCAUGUUGGGUACUUUUUGCACGUGAACAAAGUUGAUGAACGAAAAAUGGGAAAAGGGAACACUAACAUGUGAAAUAUUCACCCCUAUCGGAAAUAACAUGUGAAAUUUAUGUUCCCAUGAAAUAUUCAAUCCCGUCGAAGGGAAAAUUGCUAUCGUGAUAUUCCCAUGAACUUUUCAUUCACAAUAGUUAAUUUGUUCGUAACAGCUAUUUAUUGUUUACAAAAUUCCAUCUAAAAAAUUUCCCAUGUUGGGGAAUUUUUUCAUGUGAACAAAUUUGAUGAAUGAAUAAUGGGAAAAGGGAACACUUUUCAUGUGAAAAAUUGAUUUUCGAUGUGAUCAAAUAUCAGUAAAUAUGUGGAUAUCAUAAGGCCUGAAUCGAAAACGUUUAAAAUGUAACCCCUUCUAGGUCACCACGAUGUUAAAGUGUACCGGUCCCAAUCACCCAUGAACCUGUCAAGUGAAAAGUUUUGAAUCAGUUCCCUUCUCUUUAGGAUAGUUCGUAGGUUUUUAACUGAUUUGAUAGAUUUUGGCUAGAUCAAAUCUUUACCAGUAGCAAAUCUUUGUGGAAUAAAAAAAUCAUUGAAUAUUUGAAAUAUCUAAAGAACUAAUUAAAUUGUAACUGCCAUUUUGUUGCUCAUCAGUGUCCACUGCUCAUGUAAUUAUUAUGUGUAUCAGUAAAGUGCAUUGUUUAAUUUUUUCAUUUGUUUUGCUUAAAUUAUUUAUAUACACAAAUAAAUACACAAUUUUUAUAUGUAUAGUAUUAUAAAUGCUUGUUAAUUAUAUGCACAUAAAAAUAGUUUCCAAAAAAAAUUAAAGAGACUCUUACAGUAUAAUACAAAAGUAA
Molecule: messenger RNA, 6405 nt
Organism: Calliphora vicina (urban bluebottle blowfly)
Lineage: Eukaryota; Metazoa; Arthropoda; Insecta; Diptera; Calliphoridae
Gene: Hil
Product: Hillarin
Exons: 10
Coding region: 1586-4039 (817 amino acids)
Source: RefSeq, a predicted model, not a curated record